Messenger RNA from Thunnus maccoyii (southern bluefin tuna), 3054 nucleotides. RefSeq names its product Meis homeobox 2b (gene meis2b). The transcript is spliced from 13 exons. The coding region runs from base 500 to 1675 and encodes 391 amino acids. Gene Ontology annotation, molecular function: DNA-binding transcription activator activity, RNA polymerase II-specific; RNA polymerase II cis-regulatory region sequence-specific DNA binding. NCBI's taxonomy places the organism in Eukaryota, Metazoa, Chordata, Actinopteri, Scombriformes, Scombridae. The record is from RefSeq and is a predicted model, not a curated record. Gene Ontology annotation, biological process: positive regulation of transcription by RNA polymerase II; animal organ morphogenesis; embryonic pattern specification.
AGUAUCUUGACAGUAAAGUGGGGCUGGUUGUUGCACCCACCCUGCUCCUCCACGUUCCGUCAUCAGCGUGUCCCGCAGAUCACAGAGCGGUCCUAAAAGCGGCUCCACAGCCAACCUGCGGACAGUGAGCGUGUAGGCGCGCAGACACAUGGACACGAGGACUGAGCCGCGGACCGUCAGCGCAUUCCUGUGAAAGUGGCAACUGAUGCUCGGAACUAACAUCAAACACACAGGUCCGAUCAGAUUAUCACUAAUCCCCUCGUUGAAGAAACACAGGAGUUGCCAGUGCGCUUUUUUGGCACACUCGGUAACGUGAGGACAGAUGAUGUUUCCUUCUUGUUUUUGAUCACUUUGCAUUGCUUUCACCCGUUACUAUCUUGCUCACUGCCAAAAAAACAGGACAGGAUUAUAAUUCCCUCCUGGAUUUUAAAGUCAUCAUCUACACCGCUCUGCAACACCAAACAUCUCCUUACGCCUUUUUUGGAAAUUGCGCACGGAGAUGGCGCAAAGGUACGACGAGCUGGCUCAUUAUGGAGGCGCAAUGGACGGAGUCGGAGUCCCCACCUCCAUGUACGGAGACCCGCACGCCCCCCGGCCUCUGCCCCAAGUCCACCACCUGAACCACGGGCCGCCCCCGCAUCCAACGCAGCACUAUGGAGCCCAUGCGCCGCACAACAUCAUGCCCAGCAGCAUGGGCAGCGCGGUCAACGACGCACUGAAGAGAGACAAGGACCAGAUUUAUGGCCACCCGUUAUUCCCUCUGCUGGCUCUGGUGUUCGAGAAGUGCGAGCUGGCGACCUGCACGCCCAGAGAGCCCGGAGUGGCGGGAGGAGACGUCUGCUCCUCCGACUCCUUCAAUGAAGACAUAGCAGUUUUUGCAAAACAGAUCCGCGCAGAGAAACCUUUAUUUUCUUCUAACCCGGAGCUGGAUAACUUGAUGAUUCAAGCGAUUCAAGUCUUACGAUUCCAUCUGCUGGAAUUAGAAAAGGUUCAUGAGCUCUGUGAUAACUUCUGCCACCGGUACAUCAGCUGCCUGAAAGGGAAAAUGCCCAUCGACCUGGUCAUAGAGGAGCGAGACGUCUGCAAGUCGGACUUCGACGACCUGUCAGGAUCCUCCACCAACCUCGCAGAUCAUAACCCAGCGUCCUGGAGAGACUUGGAUGACGCCCACUCCACGCCUUCUGUGGGCACCCCGGGACCGUCCAGUGGGGGACACGUCUCCCAGAGUGGAGACAACACCAGUGAACUCGGAGACGGCCUCGACAACAGCCUGGCAUCACCAGGCACCGGAGAUGAGGAUGACCAGGACAAGAAGAGGCAGAAGAAACGAGGCAUCUUCCCCAAAGUAGCCACAAAUAUAAUGAGAGCGUGGCUCUUCCAGCACCUUACGCACCCGUACCCAUCAGAGGAACAGAAAAAGCAGCUAGCACAAGACACGGGCCUCACCAUCCUCCAAGUGAACAACUGGUUUAUCAAUGCGAGGAGGAGAAUAGUCCAGCCUAUGAUCGACCAGUCCAACAGAGCAGUGAGUCAGGGUACAGCUUACAGUCCAGAUGGCCAGCCAAUGGGAGGCUUUGUCCUUGAUGGGCAGCAGCACAUGGGUCUCCGACCUGGAGGGCCGAUGGGUGGCAUGGGUAUGAAUAUGGGUAUGGAUGGGCAGUGGCACUACAUGUAAAUCCACUCCACUGAGGCGAGCCUGAACAACAGGGUGAAGCCUCCAUGGUUGGCUCAGGGAUCUUCUUCAUCUGGCUGUGGAGCUCAGUACUGGAGCUGCCGCUGCAGCCGCCGUCACACCCACCUGACCGUACACCCACCUGACCACUUCCACCUCACAUCGGCCCCCGAGCCUGCACGAUGAGCGCGUGUAGAGCAUCACCAUGGAAACGCCUAACCCUCUGCACCGGAGGCCGCCCAAGUACUUUGACUUUAAACUGAGCUGUGAAACUGAACAGAGAGAGACUGACUGGGUGUGAGCUGAGGAGGCUGCACGGGAAAAUAGAAAGACCAAGGACUUCAUAAAGGAGAGAAGCGGUCUGACACAUCUCCUCCACUUCAUUUUAAAUUAUUUAUUUAUUUUUCUACAACGGCGGACCACGGGGAUGACAACUUUCUUCUCUCUCUCUCUCUCUUUUUUUUUUUUUUUUUUUAAAUAAAGCUUUACCCCCCAAAAUCCGAAAUAUCUCCAUCCCCUCUCGGAAAAAAAAAUGUACAAAGAAACACACACACACACACACACACACACACACACACACACACACACACACGCUUUAUUGUACAAAACAAAAACACUGUGGAAUAUCUUUUUAAAAAAAUAUGAGGACUCAGUGAGAGUUUUAAUUGUUGUGCUGUAUAGAUUUGUGCUCUUUAUUUGGCUGUUUCUGUCCAUGUUUGCGCUUGUGAUCACUAGAAGUUAGAGUGAGCUUUUACCACUGACAUGUUUUAAAAGAAUCCCAAGUAAAAACCAAGAUUUUUUUUUAAGAAAAAAAAAAAAAAAAUCUUUGGAUGCUCGUUUCUAUUUUCCGUGCAUUGCAUUUCUUUCUUCUGUUUUACUCUGUGUGGAACUGAAAAGACUUGAUCAUGGCAGAUUGAGUUCCAUUUUUGACAAUGUUUUAAAUAGUUUUAUAGCACCAAAACACAGAGAAGAAGUCUGCACUAAAACGAAAAUAAAGACUUAAUUGAGGAAAAAAAAAAACACACAAGGAUGCAGCAGAGUGUUUCAUGUGAAGGAGAUCGGGAGGCCUUGAUGUUUCCUGCCGCUGGCUCGUGUUUUUAAAAUGGAGACAGGUCAUCAUGUGUAGGCGUUGGAGAAAAUGGUUUAAGCAACAACAUUAGUUGUUGGAGCAGGUCACGUAGCCAGCUUUGGUUCAAUAUGAGACGGGAUUGCAGUUGUCUUGCGUUAUUGGAUUGAUGGUGACAGGGAUGAUGGAUGGUCCGGCUCCCAAAUUCAAGAAAAUCCAGAGUGAACUCGGAGGCUGCAGCGGCAGGCAGCUUUCACUAAAUGUUUGUAUUUGUGUCGGCUGUACUGCUGAGUGGUUUGCAUGAUGUGCGUGUGUG